This is a messenger RNA of Malania oleifera, 936 nucleotides long. RefSeq lists its product as uncharacterized. The transcript has a single exon. Bases 247 to 756 code for a protein of 169 amino acids. The record is from RefSeq and is a predicted model, not a curated record. Lineage: Eukaryota; Viridiplantae; Streptophyta; Magnoliopsida; Santalales; Ximeniaceae.
GAGACGUAGGAGUACUGUUGAUUAGUUGUGAUCUGCAAUCUGCAAUUUCCCAAUUAUAAUUUCUUAAUCACUUCCUAACCUAACAUCAUGUCUUUUCUCUGAUAUUUCCUCCCACCUCUCCAAGCAGUUCUGCAAAAUUAUCACAUUCAUUGGUCAUAUCUAUAUAUAUAAACAAAAACCUCACCUCCCCAAUUCUAUCAAACCAGCCCCUCUCUCUCUCUCUCUCUCUCUCUCUCUCUCUCUCUCAUGGCAGCACCACCUCAAGAGAAAUUACAGACGUUUGUCAAGAACAAUAAUAGUAGCAGUACGAGGCCAUUAACAGCACUGCAUGAAGAAGAAGAAGAAGAGCAAGAGAGCUUCUCGGCAGGAGGAGGGCUCUGCGGCUGUUGUGGGUUCUUUUGGGGCCAGAGCAGCAACGAAGAUAGGUACCUGUUGCGACAGAAAACAGGGGAGAACAGAGGAGGAGAAGGAGGAGGAGGAGGAGGAGGAGCAUGGUGGUCGGCGGAGAAGCUGGUGAAGAAGGCGAAGGAGGCGUCGGAGGUCAUGGCGGGGCCCAAGUGGAAGACCUUCUUACGGAAGCUCGGGAACAAAAACAAGAAGGGCAGGUUCCAGUACGACCCACGUAGCUACGCCCUCAACUUCGACGACGCCGGCGACGGCCGUUCGCCGGAUGACGAUGAUUUUCUGCUAGAUUUUUCCGAUAGACGCGUUGCUUCUUCGUUUUCAGAUGACAAACGAGUAAUUAAUGGUUCAUGACCAUAUAUAUAUAUAUAUAUAUAUAUAUAUAUAUUACAUAUAUGCUGUCUUGGAUGGCUUCAGCUACAUCCAUGCAUAUACUCAAUUGGGUCUCUCCCGAUCGCCUUUGCUUGUAAUUUUAUUUGUCACAUCGAUAAAUAGUUGUUUAGUUAAUUACAAGGAUUCAUGACUUCACAUCAA